AUGUUUGUGGGGGUGCCGCCGACGGUGUCGCUCUUCCGACACUUCUUUGUGCUGCGGCCGGCCGAGAAGAAGAGGGGCUUCUCCACCGCCGACGUCGCCGACUGCUGCAAUUUCCGGGUGCGGGACGGCCUGGGGGAGCAAUUCCCGGGGGUGGAUGAGGCGACCGGCCGCGCUCCGACUGCCCCCGGCGGGGACGCCGCCAGAAGCAGGCCGCAGACGAGCGGCGAGGAGGCCGCAAGCAGCCCAGCGCAGACCGGCGGCCCAGGCGCCGCGGGUGGCGGGCCGCAGGCCAGCCGUGGGGCUGCUGAUGGAAGCAGCCGCCAGGCCGGUGGAGGAGGCGCCGCCGGCAGUGGGGCGGCGACAGCGCCGGGGUACAAAGGGAAGCGCCCCCGGACUUUCGCUCCUACGCCGACGUCUUCGUCGUCGUCGUUGCAACCGCGGCAGCGGCCGCUGGCGGGUGGCGCGAAGGAGGCAGGCCGGGGCGGCCAACCGUCCGGCGCGGGGCCGGCGAUGGAGGCAGCAUCUGCGGUUUUGGAACCAGACCUUGAUCUGCUUGGGCUUGGUCUGGAACCCAGAGACCAAGGCUGGCUCGGGAGCACGGGCACAGCGAGUGCCCAAGCCGGCCCGCCGGAAGAGACGGACCCCACGGCGGCCCCGCAGAGCCUCCCGUGGAAGAAGAGGAGGGAGGAUUCCGAGCCAAAGCCAUCAGGCCCAGAAUACAGGAUCCCGGAAUCAAGAUGGCCGCCUAUAGACACCGCCGGAGACCAAGGAUGGCCGGAGGCGCCGAGGCCGGCUUUAGCCCCUGAGCUGAGCGCACCAGUGGAGCCAGAGCCGCUGAGCAUGCGGGAGGAGCCGGAGCCGCAGAGUGCGCCGACAGAAACAGAGCCACAGGCGCCGCCCUGCCCUGAGCCGAUGGCAGAGGUCGCGCCCGAGCAACCGGCGCCGGCGGAGCCCGCCCCGAGCACAUCGAGUGUGGUGCCUGCGUGGCAGUAUUCGGGGACCCCGAGCCCCUCAAAGAGGGCUCUCAGGGGACCCAGCGCCCGACCGUCACCCAGCCGGCCUGCAGAACCCCUCUUGGACGUGCUAGGAAGCGCCCGGGAGGUGAUCGAGCGGCUAGAGGCGGCCGUGGUGGGGGAGAAGACGCAGCUUGAGGCGGGCCGCACCGCCCUUCUUGAGGUGAGGGAGCGACUGGCCGAGGGCAGACGCCUUUUUGAGGCCCGCGUCACCGCGGCACGCGCCGUCAACGAGAAUGAGCGGCGCGUGAUAGAGGCGGAGCGGGAGGCCCUGGAGGAAUUUCCAAAAUAUAUUAUCAUGGAUGUGCGUUCGAAGCUGCACCUAAUGCACGGCUAUCCACAGACAGACGAACUCCGCAAUGUGCUGGCCCGUGAUGUUGCCAGGGAGCACGAGAUCCUGAAUCCACAAAUCAUCGGUGAUUGCCUCCUGAAGCAUUCGCCGUUUCACCUUGGAAGCAACGAAGAUGAGAGGAGCAAGGUCCCUAGGCCGCUAACCUUGAGCCCAAGCAGAAUGCCAGAGGUAGAUUAUCUCCCUAUUUCCAUUGAUGAUCUCUGUUGA
Messenger RNA from Phragmites australis (common reed), 1572 nucleotides. RefSeq names its product actin cytoskeleton-regulatory complex protein PAN1-like. NCBI's taxonomy places the organism in Eukaryota, Viridiplantae, Streptophyta, Magnoliopsida, Poales, Poaceae. Bases 1 to 1572 code for a protein of 523 amino acids. The record is from RefSeq and is a predicted model, not a curated record. The transcript is spliced from 4 exons.